This is a messenger RNA of Prorocentrum cordatum, 3284 nucleotides long. The record is from the annotation of a GenBank genome assembly. Lineage: Eukaryota; Dinophyceae; Prorocentrales; Prorocentraceae.
CCGCGCGCGAGGCGGAGGCAGGCUGCGCGGCGCGGCGCGAGGCCGCGGAGGCCGCGGCGACCGCGAUCCAGGCGGCGUUCCGCGGGCAUGCCGUGCGGGAGUCGCGCCCCGCGCGAGAGACCCCUGCGGCGCCAGAGGUGGCCGCGGCGGCUCCGCAGCCAGAGCCGCUCACAGUCGGAGCCCGGCUGGACCAGAGUGCAGCCUUGUCCACGCCGCCGAGGCUUGCGUUCGGCCUCGGCACGCCUGCGGCACUGCGGGCGUCUGGGGUCGGAGCCUCCAUGCUGUGUGGGCCCAUGAUCAUGCCUGGCCGUGCAGGGCCGUCCCCCAGCCUUGCAGAGCUGUAUGGCGAGGAGGCGGCUCGCCCGCUGGGCGCGAGUGCCGCGCGAGCGUCGGAGCACACGCAGGUCGCAGCAGCUCAGGAGGCCGCGGCGACCGUGAUCCAGGCGGCCUUCCGCGGGCAUGCCGCGCGGGCACCGUGCGCCGCGCGCGGGGCGGAGGCAGGCUGCGCGGAGCGGCGCGAGGCCGCGGCGACCGCGAUCCAGGCGGCGUUCCGCGGGCAUGCCGUGCGGGAGUCGCGCCCCGCGCGAGAGCCCCCUGCGGCGCCAGAGGUGGCCGCGGCGGCUCCGCAGCCAGAGCCGCUCACAGUGGGAGCCCGGCUGGACCAGAGUGCAGCCUUGUCCACGCCGCCGAGGCUUGCGUUCGGCCUCGGCGCGCCUCCGGCAAUGCGGGCGUCUGGGGUCGGAGCAUCCAUGCUGUGUGGGCCCAUGAUCAUGCCUGGCCGUGCAGGGCCGUCCCCCAGCCUUGCAGAGCUGUAUGGCGAGGAGGCGGCUCGCCCGCUGGGCGCGAGUGCCGCGCGAGCGUCGGAGGACACGCAGGUCGCAGCAGCCCAGGAGGCCGCGGCGACCGUGAUCCAGGCGGCUUUCCGCGGGCACGCCGUGCGGGCACCGUGCCCCGCGCGAGAGCCCCCUGCGGCGCCAGAGGUGGCCGCGGCGGCUCCGCAGCCAGAGCCGCUCACAGUGGGAGCCCGGCUGGACCAGAGUGCAGCCUUGUCCACGCCGCCGAGGCUUGCGUUCGGCCUCGGCGCGCCUCCGGCAAUGCGGGCGUCUGGGGUCGGAGCCUCCAUGCUGUGUGGGCCCAUGAUCAUGCCUGGCCGUGCAGGGCCGUCCCCAAGCCUUGCAGAGCUGUAUGGCGAGGAGGCGGCUCGCCCGCUGGGCGCGAGUGCCGCGCGAGCGUUGGAGGACACGCAGGUCGCAGCAGCCCAGGAGGCCGCGGCGACUCAGAUCCAGGCGGCCUUCCGCGGGCAUGCCGCGCGGGCACCGUGCGCCGCGCGCGGGGCGGAGGCAGGCUGCGCGGAGCGGCGCGAGGCCGCGGAGGCCGCGGCGACCGUGAUCCAGGCGGCGUUCCGCGGGCAUGCCGUGCGGGAGUCGCGCCCCGCGCGAGAGCCCCCUGCGGCGCCAGAGGUGGCCGCGGCGGCUCCGCAGCCAGAGCCGCUCACAGUCGGAGCCCGGCUGGACCAGAGUGCAGCCGUGUCCACGCCGCCGAGGCUUGCGUUCGGCCUCGGCACGCCUCCGGCACUGCGGGCGUCUGGGGUCGGAGCCCCUGUGCUCUGUGGGCCCAUGAUCAUGCCUGGCCGUGCAGGGCCGUCCCCAAGCCUUGCAGAGCUGUAUGGCGAGGAGGCGGCUCGCCCGCUGGGCGCGAGUGCCGCGCGAGCGUUGGAGGACACGCAGGUCGCAGCAGCCCAGGAGGCCGCGGCGACCGUGAUCCAGGCGGCCUUCCGCGGGCACGCCGCGCGGGCACCGUUCGCGCCCCGCGCGAGAGCCCCCUGCGGCGCCAGAGGCGGCCGCGGCGGCUCCGCAGCCAGAGCCGCUCACAGUCGGAGCCCGGCUGGACCAGAGUGCAGCCGUGUCCACGCCGCCGAGGCUUGCGUUCGGCCUCGGCACGCCUCCGGCACUGCGGGCGUCUGGGGUUGGAGCCUCCAUGCUGUGUGGGCCCAUGAUCAUGCCUGGCCGUGCAGGGCCGUCCCCCAGCCUUGCAGAGCUGUAUGGCGAGGAGGCGGCUCGCCCGCUGGGCGCGAGUGCCGCGCGAGCGUCGGAGGACACGCAGGUCGCAGCAGCCCAGGAGGCCGCGGCGACUCAGAUCCAGGCGGCCUUCCGCGGGCAUGCCGCGCGGGCACCGUGCGCCGCGCGCGGGGCGGAGGCAGGCUGCGCGGAGCGGCGCGAGGCCGCGGAGGCCGCGGCGACCGUGAUCCAGGCGGCGUUCCGCGGGCAUGCCGUGCGGGAGUCGCGCCCCGCGCGAGAGCCCCCUGCGGCGCCAGAGGUGGCCGCGGCGGCUCCGCAGCCAGAGCCGCUCACAGUCGGAGCCCGGCUGGACCAGAGUGCAGCCGUGUCCACGCCGCCGAGGCUUGCGUUCGGCCUCGGCGCGCCUCCGGCACUGCGGGCGUCUGGGGUCGGAGCCCCUGUGCUCUGUGGGCCCAUGAUCAUGCCUGGCCGUGCAGGGCCGUCCCCAAGCCUUGCAGAGCUGUAUGGCGAGGAGGCGGCUCGCCCGCUGGGCGCGAGUGCCGCGCGAGCGUUGGAGGACACGCAGGUCGCAGCAGCCCAGGAGGCCGCGGCGACUCAGAUCCAGGCGGCCUUCCGCGGGCAUGCCGCGCGGGCACCGUGCGCCGCGCGCGGGGCGGAGGCAGGCUGCGCGGAGCGGCGCGAGGCCGCGGAGGCCGCGGCGACCGUGAUCCAGGCGGCGUUCCGCGGGCAUGCCGUGCGGGAGUCGCGCCCCGCGCGAGAGCCCCCUGCGGCGCCAGAGGUGGCCGCGGCGGCUCCGCAGCCAGAGCCGCUCACAGUCGGAGCCCGGCUGGACCAGAGUGCAGCCGUGUCCACGCCGCCGAGGCUUGCGUUCGGCCUCGGCACGCCUCCGGCACUGCGGGCGUCUGGGGUCGGAGCCCCUGUGCUCUGUGGGCCCAUGAUCAUGCCUGGCCGUGCAGGGCCGUCCCCCAGCCUCGCAGAGCUGUAUGGCGAGGAGGCGGCUCGCCCGCUGGGCGCGAGUGCCGCGCGGGGGUCGGAGGACACGCAGGUCGCAGCAGCCCAGGAGGCCGCGGCGACCGUGAUCCAGGCGGCCUUCCGCGGGCACGCCGCGCGGGCACCGUGCGCCGCGCGCGGGGCGGAGGCAGGCUGCGCGGAGCGGCGCGAGGCCGCGGCGGCCGCGGCGAUCGCGAUCCAGGCGGCGUUCCGCGGGCAUGCCGUGCGGGAGGCGGGGCUCGCGGGCGGCUCCGCGCACGGUUCCUGCAGCCCUGC